AUGGAGGCGUAUCCUGCUUCGCGCCACCCGCUGCAUGCCCGCUUGCACUCUGAAACCACCCUUCGCGCCCCCGCGUCCAACCACCAAUGGCGGCCCUUAGUUCCGACGUCUCGCUAUCAGCUUCUCCGGCAUUCUGUAUCGCUACGGUGGUCGCGUCUACCCGGUCGGCAGAGCGGGAACCUCGCGCGGAGCCGCGGUCAUUUCAGCCGGCCCAUCGCUGCCGCGAGCGGCGAAGACGCGGAUGGAAUUGCUGCGAACGAAGCAGAUAAUAUCGGGGAUAAGGGUGCAGGGGCGAGUGCAAAGGCGGAGAGCGCGGAGCUGGCGGACAUCCUGGCGCGCGUGCACGAGGAGAUGGCGGAGGCCACCCGCGCCCAGGCGGACGGGCGCGCGUCGAUCCUGCGGAGCAUGGGGCGCGAGGGCGGCGGGGAGGGCGAGGCGGGCGAGCAGCUUCUGCUGGAGCUGCUGCAGGCGGAGGAGCAACGGCGCAUGCGCGCGCCGGGGGACGCGGAGGAGGCGGAGGAGGACGCAGGGUCUUGGGAAGGAAGUGACGGCGCGCAAGGCGGAAAGGAAUACAGGCUCCCCCCACCCUUCUUCCCGCGUCCUACUGACUCCGCGGCCCUCCCCGCCGCUUCCGCAGAGCCUGGCGCUGCUGGCGGCGAUGGGGGGAGUGAUGAGAGCAGAGGCGCGGGCAUCGAUCGGGGGAGUGAGGGCGCGGGUCAACUCGAGACGCGGCAGGAGCAGGGGGAAGGGGGCGAGGAGGGCGGUAGGGGGACGGGGGAGCAGGAGGUGCCGGAGGGGUCAGUGGUGCGGGAGCAGCUGGCGGGGCGGCCAGAGCUGUGGCGCGGCGUGCACGUGGCGGGCGCAACGUGGGCGGGCGCGGGGGUAGCGGAAGGGGCGGGGGCUGGGCCGGGGCGAGGGGAGAGACCGGGGGAAGGAGGAGCGGGGGCGCCUGGGCCAGGGCAGAGCGGAGGGGGGGAGGCAGCGGCGGGCAGCGGAACGUACCUGCAGGCGCGCGCGCUGCUGUCGAACAUGGCGAAGAGCAUGGAGCAGCUUGAGAGCGGGCUGUCCGCCCGCCACAAGGUACCCGUGUGUGUGCACCGCCAUGCCCGGUCCCCGUGCCGUGCUGGACCAGAGAUGGGCGAGUCAACGCAGUUCAUCACGGGCAUCCGCUCCAGCGAACCAGCUGCCGGCCAGGUGGGCGCCAGGCCACGUGGGUGGCAGGGCACGUGGGCGCCAGGCCACGUGGGUGGCAGGGCACGUGGGUGGGAGGGCACGUGGGUGGCAUGGCACGUGGGUGGCAGGGCACGUGGGUGGCAUGGCACGUGGGUGGCAGGGCACGUGGGUGGAAGGGCACGUGGGUGGCAGGGCGUGUGGGUGGCAGGGCGUGUGGGUGGCAUGGCACGUGGGUGGCAUGGCACGUGGGUGGCAGGGCACGUGGGUGGCAGGGCGUGUGGGUGGCAGGGCGUGUGGGUGGGGCUAUCGUGGGUGGUGGGGUGCGGGGAUGGGGUUGGUGUGCCUGAUGCUGUGCUCCUAGCGCAUGCUCACAGCAUUGCUGGCGCCGGCAGCGGGCAGGGUCACUGGUGGGAGCAGCAGGUUGGGUGUGGUAUCAGGUUGGGUGUGGUAGCAGGUUGGGUGUGGUAG
Messenger RNA from Closterium sp. Naga37s-1, 1641 nucleotides. Lineage: Eukaryota; Viridiplantae; Streptophyta; Zygnematophyceae; Desmidiales; Closteriaceae. The record is from the annotation of a GenBank genome assembly.